This is a messenger RNA of Frankliniella occidentalis (western flower thrips), 2150 nucleotides long. RefSeq names its product actin-like protein 6B (gene Bap55). Gene Ontology annotation, biological process: regulation of transcription by RNA polymerase II; nervous system development. Gene Ontology annotation, cellular component: NuA4 histone acetyltransferase complex; SWI/SNF complex. The record is from RefSeq and is a predicted model, not a curated record. The transcript is spliced from 5 exons. NCBI's taxonomy places the organism in Eukaryota, Metazoa, Arthropoda, Insecta, Thysanoptera, Thripidae. The coding region runs from base 153 to 1472 and encodes 439 amino acids. Gene Ontology annotation, molecular function: chromatin binding.
AGAAGAAAGAAGUAAACACACGCCGGCCGCUUCCAAACCAAACUUAUUUCUCUGUGUUGUUUACACUCUGAUUUGUUUCCCAUUGUAGUGCUAAAUUCGAGUGCUUUGUGUUUUAUUUCGUUGGAAGCCGAUCACCUCUUCGCCCAUUCAAAAUGACGAGCGGAAUGUUGUACGGAGGUGAUGAGAUAGGAGCGUUGGUCUUCGACAUAGGCCAUCACUCCCUUCGCGUAGGUUAUGCUCAGGAAGAUUCGCCUAAAGCUGAAAUUCCUGCUGUCGUGGGCAUCGCUGAAGAUGGAAACUCAAACGCUGUUCCUCAGACUGACGCGAUGGACAUUGACGACAAAAUGCCAGACAGUAACAUUACUCAGAACAAAUAUUUCAUAGACACUACGAUCCUCCAUGUAGCCAGGAAGGGUAUGGAAGUGACAAGUUAUAUGAAAGAUGGCAUGAUUGACGAUUGGGAUCUUUUUGAGAAAGUACUAGACUAUACGUAUGGCAAGAGCAUUCAGUCCCAGUCAGAAUUACACCCUGUACUGAUGUCGGAGGCUCCUUGGAACAUAAGAGGCAAACGAGAGAAGCUGACAGAAAUUAUGUUCGAGAAAUACAAUGUACCUGCAUUCUUUCUGGUAAAAAACGCAGUUCUUGCUGCCUUUGCUAAUGGAAGAGCCACAGCUCUUGUUGUUGACAGUGGAGCAACACAUACUUCCGCAGUUCCAGUGCAAGACGGAUUUGUUCUGACACAAGGAAUUGUAAAAUCCCCCUUGGGAGGUGAUUUUAUUAGCAUGCAGUGCAAACAGUACUUACAGGACAAUGACAUUGAUUUGACUCCUUCUUACAUGAUUGGUAGUAAGGAGGCUGUAAAAGAAAAGGAGAAGCCUCGGUAUGUCAAGAAGAAGGUUAUUCCCGAAGUAACUCAGUCAUGGCACAAUUACAUGACCAAGAAAAUUAUACAAGAUUUCCAAAUCACUGCUCUUCAAGUAUCUGAAACCCCAUAUGAUGAAAAAGCUGUUUCCUCAAUUCCAUCUGUACAUUAUGAGUUCCCCUCUGGAUAUCAUCAGGAUUUCGCCAAUGAACGUUUCCACAUCCCAGAGGCACUUUUUGACCCAAGUGUUGUGCCCAUGCGAGGUGGUGUUGUUGGUAAUACCAUGCUGGGUGUUGGACAUAUUGUAACAACGAGUGUUGGAAUGUGUGAUCCAGAUGUAAGGCCAGCACUCUAUGGAAGUGUUGUAGUCACAGGUGGAAACUCUUUCAUCCAGGGAUUCCCAGAGCGUUUGAACAGAGACUUGUCCAUGCGCAUUCCUGCUAGUAUGAGAUUGAAGAUGAUCAGUGCUAACGGGUGCAGCGAAAGGCGGUUUGGAGCAUGGAUUGGAGGCUCUAUUCUUGCAUCAAUUGGUACUUUCCAACAAAUGUGGAUUUCUAGCCAAGAAUAUGAAGAAGCAGGGAAAGGACAAGUAGAUAGAAAGUGUCCAUAAGUAUUGAAUACAUGUUGGGUCCAUUUAAUUUUUAAUUUCUUUUUGUAAAAUUUUGUCACCAAACAUAUUUUGCUUCUUGGAUUCUUGGUUUUAAAGAGUUUAUGCUCAUGUACAUUUGAACAAAUCUAUUAUUUCCUCUAUUCUUUGGGGAAAGUUUGUCCUCGUUUGUACUCAGAAGAUCUAGAAGUAUUGAUUUCUUGGAAAAUCAAUUUUAUCUGGUGAAGAUUGUACUUUUAUCCAUUGUGAUUUAUUUUCGUUUUGUAAGAAUCUUGUCUUGAUUAUCAGUAUAGUGUGUGCAUGUGUGAGUGUAAGUAUGUAUGUAGGCAGGCCUAUUUGGUAGCUCUGUAAUAAUCAUUGAUGAAAACCAAUAAUGAUAAUCUGUUCUAACUUUUAAAGGUACUUAAGAACAGCUUUCAUAUUUAUCUAGAAAUUGCCAAGCUUAUAAUUUGUAAUAAUGAAAUAAUGCUAUUCCCAAUGAUUUGUUAAAAAGUCCUGAGGAUCAAGUGCAUGCAUUGCCAAUGAUAAUUGGUCAUAUUGAAACAAUUUAAAGAAUUAAAUACUUGUUCUGCAAUCUGCUCCAUGGUAGUGAACAAGAUACAGACAUUAAAAUUAUGAACCUAUACCAUCCGGUAUAAAUACUUGAAUUGUAAAUAGUAUUGAAUAAAUCAUUCUACUGUA